AUGCAGGUUUCUGAAAUUGAUAAUGUGAAGAUAUAUAACCUCAGUGCUGGAAAGUCAUUACCAGAUUGGUUAUCUGAAAGAAAGAAAAGGGCACUACUGAAGAAAAAUGUUGAUCUCAGAAGGAGGAUUGAACUUAUUCAAGAAUUUGAUAUGCCCGGGGUGAGCACCAGUAUCCGAAUGUCUAAAGAUGGACAGUAUAUAAUGGCCACAGGAAUUUAUAAACCGAGAAUAAAAUGUUUUGAUGUAAAUAAUCUGUCACUGAAAUUUGAGAGAUGUUUGGAUUCUGAAGUAGUUACAUUUGAAAUAUUAAGUGAAGAUUUUACAAAAAUUGUUUUUCUACAGUGUGACAGAUAUGUAGAAUUUCAUGUUGGUCAUGGAAGACAUUACCGUCUUAGAGUACCUCACUUUGGCAGAGAUAUUGCAUACCAUAAACCUUCAUGUGAUUUAUUUGUUGUUGGUGCUUCGAAUGAAGUGUACAGAUUAAAUUUAGAAAUGGGACAAUUUUUGGCUCCUUUUGUAACAAAAGCAAAUGAAAUUAACACUUGUGCUGUCAAUGAAGCACACGGCCUACUCAUACUUGGUACAGAAAGCGGUCAAGUUGAGGCCUGGGACCCUCGAACUAAAUCACGACAGGGUUUAUUGGAUUGUGCAUUACAUUGUUCUGAUAUUGAUAAUAAAUGUUUGCCUGCCAUAACAGAACUGAAAUUUAAUGGCGCCCUACAAAUGGGGGUUGGGACAUCUUCUGGACAUAUUUUACUUUAUGAUAUUAGAUCUAGCAAACCACUUCUGAUCAAAGAUCAUAUGAAUGAAAUCCCUAUUAAGAAUAUAGAAUUCCACAAGCAAAUGAACUAUGUCUAUUCAAUGGACUCGUUGGUUCUAAAGAUUUGGGAUAGUAAUACCGGUAAACAAUAUACGAAUAUAGAGUCUUCUGCAGAUUUUAACGAUUUAUGUGUUAUUCCUAAUACUGGUUUAUGUAUGAUGGCAGUUGAAGAUCCCAAAAUGCAAGUUUAUUACAUUCCAUCACUUGGGCCUGCGCCAAAGUGGUGUUCCUUCUUAGAUAACUUAACAGAAGAGCUAGAAAGCUCGGCGGUCCAGACAGUAUAUGACGAUUACAAGUUUAUUACAAAACAAGAGUUGGAAUCACUUGGAUUAGACCAUCUACUAGGAACAAAUUUAUUGAGAGCUUAUAUGCAUGGAUACUUUGUGGAUGCACGAUUAUAUAAGAGAGCUAAAACAAUAGCAGAUCCAUUUGCUUUUGAUGAAUAUAAAAAGCGUAAGAUUCGAGAAAAAAUCGAACAGGAGAGACCGGCCAGGUUAAAAGUGGAUGAUAACUUGCCAAAAAUUAACAGAGAACUGGCCUCACGUCUCCAAAACGCUGAAGGACGAAAAAGUAAACAAUCAAUUAAUUUACUUAAAGAUGAUCGUUUUAAGGAAUUAUUUGAAAAUCCUGACUUUGAAGUCGAUAAAGGAGCUGAUGAAUACCGUUUACUGAACCCUGUGUUAUCCAGGUUAGAUAAGAAGAGUACAAAGAAAGUAAACGCUGAUAUGGAAACUGAUAAAGUUGAGCAACAUGUUGAAGAUGAUAAUGAUUCAGAUAUCGAUUUAUAUCAAACGAGUGAAGAAAGUUCUGACGAUGAAAAAUUAUGGACAAAAGAGAUUAAAAAACAACACAGAAUUAUUAGAAAUAAAAAACAGGAAGACGAAGAAAAAGAAGAAUCAAGUAAAGAAAGAGUAUAUGAAUUCAGCAGUGCUCCUAAAUUAACAAACAUCAGAAGCAUUACUCGAGUAAGUAAAACAAGUCUUGGUGAACGUCUGACAAGAGAAGGUUUUUCAACAAUGGCCACUGGCGCUGGUGGAAACAGGGAAAUGAAAUUUACAAUGAGGGGCAAAAAGAAUAUAACAGAUAAUCAUAGAAAAAUGAAGAAACAUUAUGAAGAAAGAAAACGGAUUGUUAGAAAAACAGGAUUUUUAACUAAGAAAAAACUUUCUAGGAAAUAA
Parnassius mnemosyne (clouded apollo) is the source of this 1998-nucleotide messenger RNA. Lineage: Eukaryota; Metazoa; Arthropoda; Insecta; Lepidoptera; Papilionidae. The record is from the annotation of a GenBank genome assembly.